AGUGCUGGCCGAGGUGGCCAGGACACGGGAGAGCAGCGGGGACAGACGGACGGUGCGGAGGACAGAGGUGCCCACCGACGCCGUCCAGAUGCCCAUCCUGAAGAGCCUCGGGGUGACGGAGCCCAAGGUGCCCCGGGCGGGGACCCUGCCCCUCCGCUCCUCUCGGAACCCCUUCGAGGAAGCUCCGGCGCUGGGGGACGAGGUCCGGGAGCUGGGGAGCCUGCCCAAUGGCCCCUCCUGUCGCCGCCGCGCCACCCUGGAGAAGCUGGCCGGCCUGGCCCCCUUCCGGCUGGGCUGGUCCCCGGGCCGGCGGGCGGGCAGCCCUGGGGACGGGCAGCCCCGCUCCUUCCUGGGCCGGGUGCUGGCCCCGGGGCUACGCAGGAGCUCGGCGGACUUCGGCCUCCUGGCGCGGCUUCAGGGCAGCCGAGGUCACGGCGGCGGCGGCAGUGGUGAGGAGGAGGCGGUCGGCGAGGCUGCCCGCAGGCUGGCCUUCCUGCGACUGGGCCGGGGGCCCAGGCCCCGGCGGGCAUCCCUGGCCGAGAGGGUAGUGCCUGCGGGCGAGGCAGCUCCCGAGCCCCCGCCCAAGGUCCCAGAGCCCCCCAAGAUGAAGGAGCCGCUGUCAGUGCUGGAGAUCCUGAGCCUGAUCCAGCAGCGCGAGCUCGCGCGGGCCGAUGAACACAUCUUGGAGCUGGAGGCCGAGGAGCUGGCGUCGUCGGGGGGCGGCGCCCCGGGGCCGCCCAAGGCCGAGGGCGCGGGCGGAGGUCGCCGCGCGCGGGACGUGGCGCUGCUGUACGAAGCCCUGCAGCGCGAGCUGUGGGCGCUGGUGCGGGAGACGCUGGCGGGCCCCGGGCCGGGCGCGGGCGCCGGGGCGGGCGCCGUGGCGCAGCUGGGCCAGGUGCUGGUGCAGGAGGAGGCGGCCGACGGGCGCCGGGGGCCCGCGGCGGCCCGCAAGCUGCGCGCCCGCUGGGCCGAGGCCGUGGCGCGCGCGGCGCGGGAGCGCCUGGAGGCGGCGGCGCCCGGGGCGCCCGGGGGCCUGGCCGGGCAGCUGGAGGCGCUGCGGGCGCGGCUGCUGGAAGAUAUGGCCGUGGUGCGGGGCCGCCUGGCGCCCGCCUACCCCACCGGCCUGGGCGCCUUCGGCGUCUACCUGCGCGGCUACCACGGCGCGCUGGCCGAGUGGCUGGGGGCGUCCGCCCGCCGGCGGCUGCCGCUGGCUGACCGCUACGCGCUGCUGCACUGGCACAACCAGGUGUACCCCAGGGAGGUCCUAGGGCUGGUGGACAUGGUCGCCUUGGAGAACGGGGAGCUGGGGCCCCUCCUGUCUGCCGGCACCCUGCGGGGGCUGGAGGAUGAAUGUGUCACGGAUGUGAAGGCUCAGACGCGGGGCGCGCUCCUCCGGGUGCUGCAGGAGGACGAGGAGCACUGGGGCAGCCCGGAGGACCCCCCCUGCAGCCUGGCCCAGGAUGUGUGCGAGCUGCUGGAAGAACACACGGAGCGGGCGCCCCGCAUCAGCCAGGAGUUCGGGGAGCGGAUGGCCUACUGCUGCCUGGGGGGGCUGGCGGAGUUCCUGCAGAGCUUCCAGCAGCGGGUCGAGCGGUUCCACGAGAACCCAGUAGUCCGGGAGCUGCCGGCCGACACCUACAUCAGCAGGACCAUCGCCUUGGUCAACUGUGGGCCCCCCCUGAGGGCUCUGGCCGAACGCCUGGCCAGGGUGGGGCCCCCUGAGUGUGAGCCGGCCCGGGAGGCCUCGGCCAGCGCCCUGGACCGUGUCACCGGGCUGUGCCACCGGGUCCUGGCCGACCUGCUGUUCCAGGAGCUGCAGCCGCACUUCAGCAAGCUCAUGCGCCGGAAGUGGCUGAGCAGCUCGGAGGCCCUGGACGGCGUGGUGAGCACGCUGGGCGCGCAGGCCCUGGCGCUGCGCCGCAUGCAGGAUGAGCCCUACCAGGCGCUGGUGGCCGAGCUGCACCGGCGGGCGCUCGUCCAGUACGUGCGACCCCUGCUCCGCGGGCGCCUGCGCUGCCGCUCGGCGCGGACCCGAAGCCGCGUGGCCAGGAGACUCCGCGAGGACGCGGCGCAGCUGCAGAGGCUGUUCCGGCGCCUGGAGUCCCAGGCCUCGUGGCUGGACGCCGUGGUGCCGCACCUGGCCGAAGUCCUGCAGCUGGAAGACACGCCCAGCAUCCAGGUGGAGGUGGGGGUGCUGGUGCGGGACUACCCAGACAUCAGGCAGAAGCACGUGGCGGCCCUCCUGGACAUCCGGGGCCUGCACAACACCGCGGCCCGGCAGGAGAUCCUGGCCGUGGCCCGGGACCUGGAGCUCUCCGACGGGGCAGCCCUGCCCCCGCCGCGGGACCGGGCCUUCUUCGCCGACAUCCCUGUGCCCCGCCCAUCUUUCUGCCUCGGCCUCCCCUUCCUCCUGGGCCGCCUGCCGCUCAGCUGGCUGUCCAGGCCCCGCCUCGCCUGUCUGCCCCUGCGGUCCCGGGCCCAGCACUGAGGGGCCCCGUUCUGCCCCCACUUUGCUGCUGACGCCCCGCCCUCCCGUGUGGCCCGCAAGCCCCACCCCCUACGGAAAGGUUCCCUAGAGCCCCGCCCCCAAGGAGGGAAACCGAGGCUGGGUUCCCAGCACCCCCUCUGGCCCGGGGCAGGGGUGGAGUGGGGGGUGGCCUUCUGGAAGUCUACAGAAAUAUCCCAGCCCCCCCCCCUUCCCCUCACCUCAAGGUCUGGCCCCAAUCCAGAGUGGUAAGGAAUGUUCGAUACUUAGAAUAAAGAGGUUUCUAUUUAA
This is a messenger RNA of Lepus europaeus (European hare), 2776 nucleotides long. RefSeq names its product exocyst complex component 3 like 2 (gene EXOC3L2). Gene Ontology annotation, biological process: exocytosis; exocyst localization. The transcript is spliced from 12 exons. Gene Ontology annotation, molecular function: SNARE binding. The record is from RefSeq and is a predicted model, not a curated record. Bases 89 to 2488 code for a protein of 799 amino acids. NCBI's taxonomy places the organism in Eukaryota, Metazoa, Chordata, Mammalia, Lagomorpha, Leporidae. Gene Ontology annotation, cellular component: exocyst.